This is a messenger RNA of Lymnaea stagnalis (great pond snail), 24106 nucleotides long. NCBI's taxonomy places the organism in Eukaryota, Metazoa, Mollusca, Gastropoda, Lymnaeidae. The record is from the annotation of a GenBank genome assembly.
GAAGUAAGCCAGGUUUCCCGCACGUUGUGGGUCAUAGAAAUAUAUUUUUUCAUUGGUGUAGUGUGACUCCAGAGUGUUAGGACGCAGAAUCCUUGAACAAAACCACACACAAGUAAAAAACAACAACAAACCAACCACCAAUUAUUUUUGAAGGCGUUUGAUGAAAGAACUUAACGAAGGUGAGUAGAGAUUAACUUUAAUGGUGAGUAGAGAUUUAGUUUGAAGGUGAGUAGAGAUUUAGUUUGAAGGUGAGUAGAGAUUUAGUUUGAAGGUGAGUAGAGAUUUAGUUUGAAGGUGAGUAGAGAUUUAGUUUGAAGGUGAGUAGAGAUUUAGUUUGUAGGUAGGUAUAGAUUUAGUUUGAAGGUGAGUAGAAAUUUAGUUUGAAGGUAGGUAGAGAUUUGGUUUGAAGGUGAGUAGAGAUUUAGUUUGAAGGUGAGUAGCGGGUUAGUUUGAAGGUGAGUAGAGAUUUAGUUUGAAGGUGAGUAGAGAUUUAGUUUGAAGGUGAGUAGAGAGUUAGUUUGAAGGUGAGUAGAGAUUUAGUUUGGAGGUGAGUAGAGAUUAAGUUUGAAGGUGAGUAGACAUUUAGUUUGAUGGUGAGUAGAGAUUGAGUUUGGAGGUGAGAAGAGAUUGAGUUUAGAGGUGAGUAGAGAUUUAGUUUGGAGGUGAGUAGAGAUUUAGUUUGGAGGUGAGUAGAGAUUUAGUUUGAAGGUGAGUAGAGAUUUGGUUUGAAGGUGAGUAGAGAUUUAGUUUGGAUGUGAGUAGAGAUUUAGUUUAGAGGCGAGUAGAGAUUUAGUUUGGAGGUGAGUAGAGAUUUGGUUUGGAGGUGAGUAGAAAUUUAGUUUGAAGGUGAGUAGAGAUUUAGUUUGAUUAUGAGUAGAGAUUUAGUUUGGAGGUGAGUAGAGAUUUAGUUUAGAGGUGAGUAGAGAUUUAGUUUGGAGGUGAGUAGAGAUUUGGUUUGGAGGUGAGUAGAGAUUUAGUUUGGAGGUGAGUAGAGAUUUAGUUUGGAGGUGAGUAGAGAUUUAGUUUCAAGGUAUGUAUUUUGUUGUUAUGGAAUCAGUUGGAGAGAGCCCUUAGCCUAAGGGGGCGAUUUAAAUAUAUAUAUAUAUAUAUAUAUAUAUAUAUAUAUAUAUAUAUAUAUAUAUAUAUAUAUAUAUAUAUAUAUAUAUAUAUAUAUUUAGGGGGGCCACUUUCGGCCAUAUGCUGAUUUUAUAUUUUAUUGGACUGGGUGCGGAAUUAAUACACCCCCCAACCAUACUAGCUCUAAACUAAAUGAUGUAUUAAAUAAAAUUGGCUGCCUGCAAACUGUGCAAAAAAGCUAUGUUUAUAUUUUUGGGGUAAUAGUUUUUGAACAAAUAAGUAGGUCAACACAAGUAAUUCUGUCUGUGUCACUGUUUGAAUCAAACAUGUUAAUGCAGUACAACGACUAACAUGAUUACCUCUCCCGACAGCUCUUAAAGGUCAUAUAUAUAUAUAUAUAGUCCAAACUGAUAGUUAGAAUGGUAGGCCUACUUGGCAGUUGAAAGUAAUUUUUGCCUUGAUUAUGGCUGUUUCGCUCCAGCUGUGGUGAUGACAAACUUUUUUUAUACGACUAUACGAACUAAGCUAACUAUACUAACUAUAGGCCUACUGACUAAACUAACUAUAAAAACUAGACUAACUAAACUAACUGUACUAACUAAGCUAACUAUAAUUGUAUAACUAUAACAACUAUGAUAACUAAAUUAACUAUAAUAACUAGACUAGCUAAACUAACAAUACUAACAAUACUAACUGUACUAACUAAACUAAAUGUACUGACUAAACUAACUGUACUAACUCAAAUAACUAUACUAACUACAAAGAGCCGUCAAGAGACUUCUGAAGGGUCCCUGCCACUUUUCUGUUUUGUGACGCCCCAUCCCCCCACCCCCCACAUACAAACUAUUAGUUAUUAUUUUAAACUUUUCUACAUGACAAAUAAAUUGUUAACAUUUUUAUAUCAUUUGUUAAAAGAGUAGCAAAUAGCCAAAUUCUCAACGAUAAAAAUUAUUGAACUAGGGGAACCAUUGAAAUAUCUCUAGGCUCCGUAUAUGUGAAGAUCUAAAUUUGGAGACGCCAUCUGAUUCUACAAACAGUAUUGUUCCGAAUGUAGACAGCCAAUGAUUUUAAGCCACACACUGACUUCUAGUUGUUCACAUAUUAUAGUGAUAUAGCGGUAAUUUUAUUUAUUUAUAUAUUUUUUAGUUAUUUUAUUUUUAUUUAUUUUUUUUUUUUUUUUUGGGGGGGGGGGGGUGAUUUUUUUUUUUUUUUUUUUUUUUUUUUUUUUUUUUUUUUUUUUUUUUUUUUUUUUUUUGGGGGGGGGGGGGCAAUAUUUCUUGUUUUUAAAGACUUACAUUAUGGGAAAAGUGAGGCAUUUGAAUUUAGCGAAAAAUUUUCGGAUCCCCCCCCCCUCACCUACUCUUUAGUUCGGCAGUUUUUUUUUUUUUUUUUUUUUUUUUUUUUUUUUUUUUUUUUUUUUUUUUUUUUUGGGGGGGGGGGGGGGCAAUAUUUCUUGUUUUUAAAGACUUACAUUAUGGGAAAAGUGAGGCAUUUGAAUUUAGCGAAAAAUUUUCGGAUCCCCCCCCCCUCACCUACUCUUUAGUUCGGCAGCCAUCAGUGCCCUCGACCUCUACCCCACCCACUUUUAUUUAACCGAUAAAAAUGACAGUACCGGCACCUUUCCUACUUAAAAAAAAUGUAAACAAAAAGCAACAUUGGAUAUUAGUAAUUAACAUUAGUUUCUUAAACUGAUGCAACCUACCCCACCCGUAUUUUAUGAUUACUUUAAAAACCACCAAUUACCAAGGCAAAGGGGCAUCUAGUUUGAGUUUGGCCUGGAUCAGUGGUUCCCAGAGCUCGUAGUAUUUUCAGAUUGACUGAUUCAUUUUAUUUUUAGUUUGUUAUCAUAACUUAAUUUAAUGUGCAAAAAAUGAUAUGCCUAAUAGAUGGCGUUAUUUUCAAAGCUGGGAUGGUCCUGUUUCCCGUUUAAUGCUGAAUUCAUUAUUAUUGCUUUUAAAUUAACAUUAAUUAAAAGUUCCUUCAUAUGUUGCUCUCUUACAUUUUAUCGUGAUAUCUUCCUUAAGGAUCAUAAAGAAUAUUGUCCUGAAUAAUAUUUAUAAAAGGGUAAGGCGUGGUGUGCUAGAGAUAAUUUAUGAACCACUGGUCUAGCUCAGGCCUGCACAACAUAUGGCCCGCGGGCCGAAUGCGGCCCGCCAGCUCCAUGUUGAGGCCCGUGAAGUAACGAACUAUUCUUUAUCAUUUUGUUAUUAAUAGCUUUCUCCCCGUCCUAUUUUCUUUCGGCCCGCUCAAGUCUUUCAUAAAGUAUUACGGCCCGCCUUACAUUUUGAGUUGUGCACUCCUGCCUGGUCUAGAUACAUCAAUUCACAGAGAAGCCUAUAUUAAUAUUUGUAAUUUUAUUUACAUAUAUUUAAAGAAAGCAACGGGGACUCUAUCCCAUCCAGACCAUCUGUCAUUAUUGCACACGAUAACAAAAGGAUUGAGGAUGUUACUGAAAAUGAUUGUGUUGUCAAGGCUUAUUGUCAUUGAUGUACGCAUUGUUGUGUUUUCCAGUCAUAUUGUCAUUGAUGUACACACGGUUGUACUGUCAAGGCAUAUUAUCAUUGAUGUACACACGGUUGUACUGUCAAGGCAUAUUGUCAUUGAUGUACACAUGAUUGUGUUUUCAUUUAGUCCAAAUAGUCGUGCAUUUCAUACUGUUUUCCAUUUAUUUAUCAAACUGCCAUGAAGUAAUUUUUUUUGUUACAAUUUUUUUUUAUCCUCAGACUAAUUAAGAAAUGAGGCAAUUAGCAUUCAUCCUGAUGGUCUUGACGUUGGUAGGAGCAGUCAACUCUGUCAAUCCUGGAUUCAAAAUGAGGCUAACGAAAAAGGGCGUGGACUAUGGUAAGGCGAUGAUUGUGCUGAGUUAUCACAGUUAAUAGAAUCAUUCAUAUUCUAUGCCGCUAUUUUAAAACAAGAAAUGGACGUUCCAUUUGUAUACUAUACUGAUUUAUCUCUUGACAAAUUUCACUUAAAUUAACGUCACCCUGAAAAUUAAAUGCGAAAAUUAAUUAAAAGCGAAUUUUCCAGUUAGCGUCUUCUUUUAAAAACAUUUUCAGUUAACGACAUAGCACAGACAGCGAUUGACACACAGCUACAAAAGCUCGACCUACCGGAUCAGUCGGGUGUCAAAGGAUCAAUGUCCUGGAGUCUAACAAAGUAAGGGUGCCCUAGAAAUGGUGUGCACCUCUGUGGAGUAUUUAGAUUUAAGUUACUUUAAAGCUAAUAUUUGUCAAGCAUUAGACAGCUCGAUGCUCUAGUAAUGCCAUGUAUUUUUCAGGCAUUAGACGGCUAGGUUCACUAGUGAGAACAAAUAUUUGUCAAGCAUUAUUACAGCUUGGCGCACUAGUGAUGCCAAGAAAAUUACAUUAAGCCACUCAAUUGACCAAGCACUGAAAUAGCUGAUAAAAAAAUGAAAGACGAGUUUGUGUGUAUUCGUUGCUGUUUAAAGUGUGCAGUGGUUGCUGUUGAACGUCUGUUGCUGUUGUCGCUGUCGUGUUAGACUGGCGUAGAAAAGUGGCGGCUCACCGUGUCACUGCAGUGUUCUUCUGGCGCUGCCUGCACAUUUUCAUGACACGCGUUGUUGGCAUGAGAAUGAGAUAAACAUCCGUCUGCGGUAGACAUCAAAGUAAUGACUGUAUUUACCACUACAUUGAAGGUUUUUUGGUGAUAUAGAGUAAUGUGAUGGGAAUCUAUUUUUAUGAACAAAUUAAAUUUAAUUUUAAAUUUAAAAAAAAAAAAAAAAAAAACAGAGUAAAACCCACAGAUAAAAAAGACUUUAAAAAAAAGCAUUUUGAAUUAAUUGUUCCUUGUAUUCUGUGCACAUUAUUUUUGUCUUGUCAUUUUUUUUUCUUUUUAAAUUUUAAAUUUAACAGCAUCCAAAGAACAGGUUUGAGCCUACCCAAGAGUAGUAUGACCUUUGACCCCGUCAAGGGUGGACUAACCUGGGCCUUAUCGAAUUUCGGCCUUGACCUUUCAACAAACUGGUGGUUGAGCUAUAAGAAAGGCUGGUCAGUGAUAUUUUAACUAAAUUCUUUCUGCUUUCAUUGAUGCUAAGUAAAUCUGUGGUACACGGGUCCACACGACCCUAUUUCGACCCAUUCUUAGAGCUUCCAGCCAAUGGCACCAAACGUCCAUAACAUUCUGCUGGCAGUGCAGGGAUCAGAGCGAAUGAGACUUUUGGCGGCGGGGAGAGGGAAGCUGGGGGAGUUAGUUAACCUUAAGAGGAUUCCACCAACCCUUACCCACCUCCAACCCCCCCUUUUGACACAUAUAAAUGACCGAUAUCUAAACCAACCAAAACAAAGGUACGGUCCUGAAUUUAGUCCUUCCGGGAAAGAGUAACUCUAAUCCUGGUACGACUCAACAUCUUUUUUUUAAAAAUAUGUAUAAGUAUAUAUAUAUAUAUAUAUAUAAUUAAAUAAUAAUAACAAUAAAAUAACAAUAAUAAUAAUGAAAAUAUUAAAAAGGUAAAGCUCCUUCAGAAGAAGGGGAAAAAAUCACAGUUCCGAUGUGUUUGAUAAAACUCUAAGCGUGUUCUAUAUUCUUGGUAUUCUGUAAGUGUUGUUUAAUAGAACUGCCUGUUUUGACCGCGCGUACACUCUUGUCACCAGGCUGAAGGGCUCCGACAGUGGCAGCGUUGAUGUGGGUGUCAAGCGAUUCAGUGUUUCUAUCACAGCUGGAUUAGGUAAGGUCAAUAGGUCAUCAACCAUUAAAUAGAUCUGGAGGUCACCAACCAUUGAAUAGGUCAAUAGGUCAUCAACCAUUAAAUAGGCCAGGAGGUCAUCAACCAUGAAAUAGGUCAGGAGGUAAUCAACCAUUAAAUAGGUCAGGAGGUCAUGAACCAUUAAUUGGAUCAGGAGGUCAUCAACCAAUAAAUAGGCCAGGAGGUCAUCAACCAUUAAAUAGGCCAGGAGGUCAUCGACCAUUAAAUAGGUCAGGAGGUCAUCAACCAUUAAAUAGGUCAGGAGGUCAUCAACUAUUAAAUAGAUCACCGAGCAACGACAAAACAUUUCCAUUUUUUGAGCAAAUUUAAUUAUUUUCAUCGUCAAUCCUUACUCGUUAAUAGUUAUCGAACUCUUUAGGGAAAAGAUAUUUCAUACCUUAGGAAAUAGACUUCAUCUUUAACAAAGUAAAUGUCAAAAGACAUUCAAAUUUGAUACAUGCAGGCACACAUAUACACAUUUGGCAUUUUACAAUCCUUUAUAGUAACUUCGCUUUUUUUUCGUGUGUUUAAGGUACAAUCUCUUCGGGUGGCUGAUUGACCCACUUCCCGUCAUCCUAUCGAAUUGAAACUUGGCACAUAGACAACACAUUCUUUAUAUGUAAUGUGCGGUGUAAAAGGCUAUUAGGCACCAGAAUAUUAAUAUAGUUCAGGGGCCUGGAAAAAAAAUAGUGCAGUUACCUAUUGGGUGGGGGUAGGGGUUUCAGCACUCAUUGGGAUUCGUUUAAAGUGCAUGUCUUGUCAAGUAACUUCAGUAGUUGGGAAGUUCACGCAUUGACUCUGCCAUUGGCUGGCAGGUUAAAACUAGUAUCUUUGAAAACGACAAAGACAAUAAAAAAUUAAAAAAUAGUCAAAGAAUAAUCUGUUACCAGCAAUAUCUUGCAAACAGUAGUGCUUAUUUGAUUAUUCCCUCCAUUCAUAUGCUCCCAAAUUACCGUGGUAGAACUGACGUGUUCUAAUCUGUUCUGUUCAGAGGCAGAUUCACAGAGGCGUCCCUCCAUCUCCAUUAAAAGCUGUAGCUCGUCCAUCGGGAGCAUUCAGACUAAAUUCCACGGAUCCAUCGCCUUUGUGUUGAAUAUUUUCAAGGGAAUCGUGGAAAAAAAAGUUAAGCAGCUGAUCAAUGAUCAGGUACGUCUUAUUGUACAGGUAUCGAUACACAUUUUGUCUUAGUGCACAUGUAUUGAUAAGCAAUACGUUUUAGUAUACAGGUAUGGAUAAGCAAUAUGUCUUGGCGUACAGGUAGUGAUAAGCAAUAUGUAUUGGUGUACAGGUAUGGAUACCCAACACAGAUCUUUGUGUAGAAACGAAGACGCGCUAUAACUAUAAAAACGGAAGUUAAGCUGUACAAAACCAAAAUGUAACUUUCACAUAAUUCUGUGGCGUGUACCGUGAAGGUAGAAUAAUUUAAGUAUUAUUAAUGGAAAGUUAAUAUUAUUAAACUACCAAAAAAUGAGAAUAGAAAUGGAGAGAAAGUGAGGACUACUUCUAAGAGAAGAUUGGAUUGAUUCCAUGCAGUAAUAUGGUUCCAAAAGUCUGAAUUAAUUUGCUGUCAUUCUUCAAAUAUAUAGCCUUCCAUCACCGCUAGAAAUGUAGCCUAUAUGUAUUCUACAAUCUCUGAAAUUAUGUUGUCAACAUUGAGUUGUAGAAGGUUGGGGGUCACCUGCUCACUAUUUUAAUAUAUAUUUUUUUUAUUGAAUGUGUAUAGAAAUUGUAAGUCAAUAACAAUUAAUUACUUACCUGUGAAUGACCAACGGUCUUGUAAAUGGAGGGGGGGGGGGAAGGUUUUAAUUGUAAUGCAAGAAGCGAAUGUUGAAGCAUUUAAUUGUGUCCCUUUUCAUACAGGUGUGUGAACUCCUGACUUAUUUGAUCGAUCAGGCUGUCCAGGAAAAUUUGAGAGAGAAAGAAGGUGAGUUGUUGGAUUAAAAUGUAAAAAAAAAUUGCAAUAAUGAUUUCUUGGUACAAAAAAAAAGAUGUUUUAAAUAAUUGUCCCCAUUAAUAAGUAGUCCUAAUAACCAAACAUCACAUCACAGACUGCAUUAAUAUGAAGUCCUAAUAACCAAACAUCACAUCACAGACUGAAUUAAUAUGAAGUCCUAAUAACCAAACAUGACAUCACAGACUGCAGGACGCCUUUUCUGUGUUAUACCAUUUUAUAGGGGUCUGAUCUCGAAAGAUUAUCAAUUUAUUUAUUGUGUCAAUAACAGUGUGGUCUAGCGCUAUAGACAGGCUGACUCAUGUCACGACGGUAUCAUCUGACAGGCUGACUCAUUUCACCAUGGUCUCAUAUGACAGGCUGACUCAUUUCACGACGGAUACAUCUGAAAGGAUGACCUAUUUCAAGGCGGUAUCAUCUGACAGACUGACUCAUUUCACGAUGGUCUCAUUUGACAGGCUGACUCGUUUCACGACGGUCUCAUUUGACAGGCUGACUCAUUUUACGGUGGUCAUCCUUAUUCUUAUAAUUUUAAUUGUUUGCCUUAAUAUUCUGUCGUUUCAUUUUUUUUUUUUCUGAUCCCACUUGAAGUGACGUUCGAAAUUGACGACACUUUGGUUGUGGACUUUCGCCUGCUAGCACCGGUCACAUUCGCACCUGACUACAUGGAAAGUCAACACAAGGUAAAGCAAAGAGCGUACUUACUCAGAGGGCAUCUAGGGAUAAUGAAUGGAGUAAUGAUUGGGAUGAUAGAUUGGAUUAUGAAUGGGAUAAUAAACUUGAUAAUGAAUGCGAUGGGAAAUGGGAUAAUAAAUGAAAAAAUGCUUGGGAUAAAGAAUUGGAUAAUUAAUAGGCUAGUCCCAGGCUUCAAAUAAAUCCUGUUUAGGUCAUGUAAUUCCAAUUUGUGUUGGAUGGUGUCACGCUCACAUCACGUGAUAUUGCCACGGUAAGAUCACGUUAUAUUGUUUUGCUGUAUCAUGGCUCGAUUUUGUAUUAUCAUGUGAGCCCUGAGAGUAAUUCUUUUUUUUUCCUUUUAAUCAUGAGUGAACUCAGUGACAUAGAACUAUGCAUUGUGAACCCAGUGACAUAGAACUAAGCAUUGUGAACUCAGUCAAAUAGGACUAUGCAUUGUGAACUCAGUGACAUAGGACUAUGCAUUGGGAACUCAGUGACAUAGAACUAUGCAUUGUGAACUCAGUGACAUAGAACUAUGCAAUGUGAACUCAGUGACAUAGGACAAUGCAUUGUGAACUCAGUGACAUAGAACUAUGCAUUGUGAACUCAGUGACAUAGAACUAUGCAAUGUGAACUCAGUGACAUAGAACUAUGCAUUGUGAACUCAGUGACAUAGAACUAUGCCUUAUGAACUCAGUGACAUAGGACUAUGCAUUGUGAACUCAGUGACAUAGGACUAUGCAUUGUGAACUCAGUGACAUAGAACUAUGCAUUGUGAACUCAGUGACAUAGAACUAUGCAUUGUGAACUCAGUGACAUAGGACUAUGCAUUGUGAACUCAGUGACAUAGAACUAUGCAUUGUGAACUCAGUGACAUAGGACUAUGCAUUGUGAACUCAGUGACAUAGAACUAUGCAUUGUGAACUCAGUGACAUAGGACUAUGCAUUGUGAACUCAGUGACAUAGAACUAUGCAUUGUGAACUCAGUGACAUAGAACUAUGCAUUGUGAACUCAGUGACAUAGGACUAUGCAUUGUGAACUCAGUGACAUAGAACUAUGCAUUGUGAACUCAGUGACAUAGGACUAUGCAUUGUGAACUCAGUGACAUAGGACUAUGCAUUGUGAACUCAGUGACAUAGAACUAUGCAUUGUGAACUCAGUGACAUAGAACUAUGCAUUGUGAACUCAGUGACAUAGGACUAUGCAUUGUGAACUCAGUGACAUAGAACUAUGCAUUGUGAACUCAGUGACAUAGGACUAUGCAUUGUGAACUCAGUGACAUAGAACUAUGCAUUGUGAACUCAGUGACAUAGGACUAUGCAAAUGCUUGAAAACACCAAUGUAAAAGCGUGUACAUUUAAUAAACCUGACAUAAGACAUUUGAGGUGGGUUAGUAGACAAAUCGAGAAUAAUGAUUAUUAUUAUAUCUUUGCUAGGGAUGAAGUUAAUUGUUUUUAUAAAUGGAAGUGAUUGUAGUUCUUGCAGCCUAUUAAGUAAAGACUGUUAGAGGUCAAUUUAACUGUUUUAAAUUGCAUUGAAAAAUCACGAAAUAUUUUUUUUCUGUCAUUUCGAUUCCAUUACACAUGCCUACUUCUAUUUGGAUGUAUACCAAUGUAUACUUGAAUUUCGAUGUAUACCAAUAACUACUUGUUUUUGGAUGUAUACCAAUGUAUACUUGUAUUUGGAUGUAUACCAAUGCAUACUUGAUUUCAAAUGAACUCUGCAUUUUUCCUCUCUAUUCUAACAGGGUGAAGUUUACUGGCGAGAGGAACAGCGGGAGAUCCUGCCCCCACCGGCGCCAAUCUCGGAAUGGACGGACAACAGCAGGAUGCUGUAUCUUUGGCUGACCGAGUAUUCGGCCAACACACUCCUCUACGCGACGUUCAGGCGUGGCCACUUCAAGUACCACCUGACCCACAUGGAUGUAAAACUUACGUCACAUUUCUGUCAAUCUGUUAUAGUGUAACGUUUUAUUUGGAGCACGAUUGUAGCAGAUGCCGGCACCGUGAUUCCUGCAGAUGAUUGGAACCAUGAUUGCUUCAGAUGAUGGGACCAUGAUUGCUGCAGAUGAUGGGACCAUGAUUGUUGCAAAUGAUGGGGACAUGAUUGUUGCAGAUGAUGGGAGUUUGAUUGUUGCAGAUGAUGGGAGCAUGAUUAUUGCAAAUGAUGGUACCAUGAUUGUUGCAGAUGAUGGUGCCAUGAUCGUUACAGAUGAUGGUUCCAUGAUUGUUGCAGAUGAUGGUACCAUGAUUGUUGCAGAUGAAGGGGCCAUGAUUGUUGCAGAUGAAAUGUGUAGUCCGAUGUGGUUGGAUAUUCUAAUAAGAGUUUAACACGAUCCCAUUCGAUCUCAUCGAUCAUUUAAGGACGCAUAAUGGCACAGAUUUUCCAAGUGUAAUGUGAACAUGGCCAGAACACCCCAAAGAAGUUGUUCAAAGACAACACACAGCUACCUGCAAAUCUUGCAGUCUCUGGGUCUCUGAGUCUCUGGGUCUCUGAGUCUCUGGGUCUCUGAAUCUCUGAGUCUCUGGUAUAUGGAUCUCUAGGUAUCUGGGUCUCUGGCUCUCUGGAUCUCUAUGUCUAUGAGUCUCUGCUUUUCUCGUUCUCUCAUUCUCUGUGUCUAUGGGUCUCUGGAUCUCCUGGUCUCUAAGGCUCUUGUUCUCUGGAUUUCUAUGUCUCUGGAUCUAUAUGUCUCUGGAUCUCUAUGUCUCUGGAUCACCAUGUCUCUGGAUCUCUAGGUCUCUGAGUCUCUGCUUUUCUCGUUGCCUCGUUCUCUUUGUCUGUGGGUCUCUUAGUCUCUUGGUCUCUGUUUCUCUGAGUCUCUGUUUCUCUGAGUCUCUGAGUCUCUGGUUCUCUAAGUCUCUGUGUCUCUAGUUCUCUGGGUCUCGCUUGAUUACCUUAAUACCGCAAUUAUUUCCAAGCAGAUGCCUUGUGGCUCUUAUUUACUUAGAUUUUUUGUCUACUCAACAGUUAUUUCCUGAUUACAGCUCUCUCUUGGACACGACCUGUGACCCUGGUCCCUGCAUUGGCUCACUCAUACCCCAGGUCAGGAAAACCACGGUUAACUCUUUGAUAUUUAAAUGCGUUAUUUUAAUGUAUUCACGACAGAAUCUUUUUUUGUUAUCUCAUAGCUUUAGACAGAAAUGUGUGGUAAAGAUUAACAAUAAUAUAAACAUUUUCAAAAAUCUAGUGACAUUAUUGGCGUAAAUUUUAUUGCAUAAGCUCAAUAUAGGAAGUUGACAAACGAAUAUAUUGAUUUUUAACUCCGCAUUAAAUUUGAAAUUUUAUUUACACGUAUUUAAAAAAAGAGAAGAUGGUGGUAAGAAACAAUGAAUCAUAGUAAGUAUAGUUACUUUUAUUUAAAAAAAUAAUUCAAAGAGCUUCUAAUCAAGUGCAAAAUAAAGAUUGUGCCUGAACAUUGGAAACAUAGUUAUAACAUUUCCAUAACAUGGUCAUAACUUGUUCAUAACAUAGUCAUAACAUAGUCAUAACAUAGUCAUUACAUGGUCAUAAUAUAGUCAUAACAUAUUCAUAACAUGGUCAUAACACACUCAUAACAUAGUCAUAACAUGGUCAUAACAUGGUCAUCAUAUGGUCAUAACGUGGUCAUAACAUAGUCAUAACAUAGUCAUAAAAUGGUCAAAACAUAGUCAUAACAUAGUAGUAAUAUAGUCAUAACAUAUUCAUAACAUGGUCAUAAUAUAGUCAUAAUAAAAUCAUAACAUAUUCAUAACAUGGUCAUAACACAGUCAUAACAUAGUCAUAACAUAGUCAUAACAUGGUAAUAACAUAGUCAUAACAUAGUCAUAACUUGUUCAUAACAUAGUCAUAACAUGGUCAUCAUAUGGUCAUAACAUGGUCAAAACAUAGUCAUAACAUAGUCAUAACAUAGUCAUAACAUAGUCAUAACAUAGUCAUAAUAUGGUCAUAACAUUGUCAUAACAUGGUAAUAAUAUUGUUAUAAUAUGGUCAUAGCAUGGUCAUAACAUGGUCAUAACAUGGUCAUAACAUGGUCAUAACAUGGUCAUAACAUGGUCAUAACAUGGUCAUAACAUGGUCAUAACAUGGUCAUAACAUGGUCAUAACAUGGUCAUAACAUGGUCAUAACAUAGUCAUAACUUUUUUCAUAACAUAGUCAUAACAUGGUCAUCAUAUGGUCAUAACAUGGUCAUAAAAUAGUUAUAACAUAGUCAUAACAUAGUCAUAACAUAGUCAUAACAUGGUCAUAAUAUAGUCAUAAUAUAUUCUUAACAUAUUCAUAACAUGGUCAUAACACAGUCAUAACAUAGUCAUAACAUAGUCAUAAUAUAGUCAUAAAAUGGUCAUAACAUUGUCAUAACAUGGUCAUAACGUUGUCAUAAUAUGGUCAUUACAUGGUCAUAACAUGGUCAUAACAUGGUUAUAACAAGGUCAUAACAUGGUCAUAACAUGGUCAUAACAUGGUCAUAACAUAGUCAUAACAUGGUCAUCUUAUGGUCAUAACAUAGUCAUAACAUCGUCAUAACAUAGUCAUAACAUGGUCAUAACAUAGUUAUAAUAUGGUCAUAACAUAGUCAUUACGUAAUCAUAACAUAGUCAUAACUUGUUCAUAACAUAGUCAUAAUGUAGUCUUAACAUAGUCAUAACAUGGUCAUAACAUAGUUAUAACAUGGUCAUAACAUAGUCAUAACAUAGUCAUAACAUAGUCAUAACAUGGUUAUAACAUGGUCAUAACAUGGUUAUAUCAUAGUCAUAACAUAUGUAUAACAUAGUCAUAACUUGUUCAUAACAUAGUCAUAACAUAGUCAUAAUAUAGUCAUAACAUGGUCAUAACAUAGUUAUUACAUGUUCAUAACAUAGUCAUAAUUUAGUCAUAACAUAGUCAUAAUAUAGUCAUAACAUGUUUAUAACAUAAUCAUAACAGUCCCUCUUCAAAGCCAGACAUUUGGGGUCUCUUGGCCUUACGGCUUAUGGUCAUAACAUAGUCAUAAUAUAGUCAUAAUAUGGUCACACUAUAGUUUUAACAAGGUCAUAUUAUAGUUUUAACAUUGUCAUAAUAUGGUCAUAACAUAGUCAAAACAUGGUCAUAAUAUGUUCAUAAUAUAUUCAUAACAUGGUCAUAAUAUGGUCAAAACAUAGUCAUAACAUAGUCAUAACAUGGUCAUAAACAAUCGCGACUUUCAAUUUAUUUUUGACUUGUCAUUUCUAGUUACUAUAACAUAAAAGCUGUAUCAAUUUUUUUAUCCAGAUAGGUCAAGCUUAUCUUGUAUUAUCUAUGGGUUAUCCAGAUAGGUCAAGCUUAUCUUGUAUUAUCUGUGGGUUUUCCAGAUAGGCCAAGCUUAUCUUAUAUUAUCUGUGGGAUAUCCAGAUAGGCCUAGCUUAUCUUGUAUUUUCUAUGCAUUAUCCAGAUAGGCCAAGUUUAUCUUGUAUUAGCUAUGGUUUAUCCAGAUAGGCCAAGCAUAUCUUGUAUUUUCUAUGGGUUAUCCAGAUAGGCCAAGUUUAUCUUGUAUUAUCUCUGGGUUAUCCAGAUAGGCCAAGCUUAUCUUGUAUUUUCUAUGGGUUAUCCAGAUAGGCCAAGCUUAUCUUGUGUUUUCUAUGGGUUAUCCAGAUAGGCCAAGCGUAUCGUGACUCUAACGUUGAGAUUCGGAUAAUGGCCACAACAGCCCCUCAGGUGAAGAUCACAAGCGAUGGCUUAACACUCAACUUGAUUGGUGACUUGGAUCUGUACGCCGACACAGCCGAUGGCACGGCAGUCUAUCUGCUAACCUUGAGCUUGGUGAGUGUCACAUUUUAAGAUUUUUUUUUUUUUUUUUUUUUUUUUCACUCUUGCAAUAGUUACAAUUAUAAAGAUGACCCUCUAGCACUAUAGUGUGUCUUUGGUUCCAUAUCUGACCAAACAUAAUUACAUAGAUGUAUAUUAUUUUAAGACGUGUUGAAGAAAACCUACAUAAAUUACCAGAGUUUGGUUUCGGGGCCAACAUAUGUGGUCAGAUAAUUUAAAUAGUGAGAAAUUUUAACGAAUUUAGUCAUUUAGACUAAAAAUUCUAAUCCCAAUUAUGUCAUUUAGGCUAAACAUUUUAAUUAUAUCUUAGUCAUUUAGACUAAACAUUCUAAUCCCAAUUUAGUAAUUUAGGCUAAACAUUUUAAUUAUAUCUUAGCCAUUUAGACUAAACAUUCUAAUCCCAAUUUAGUCAUUUAGGCUAAACAUUUUAAUUAUAUCUUAGUCAUUUAGACUAAACAUUCUAAUCCCAAUUUAGUCAUUUAGGCUAAACAUUUUAAUUAUAUCUUAGUCAUUUAGACUAAACAUUCUAAUCCCAAUUUAGUCAUUUAGGCUUAACAUUUUAAUUAUAUGUUAGUCAUUUACACUAAACAUUCUAAUCCCAAGUUAGUCAUUUAGGCUAAUCAUUUUAAUUAUAUCUUAGUCAUUUAGGCUAAACAUUCUAAUCCCAUCUUACUCAGUUAGACUAAACAUUUUAAUCAUAUCGUAAUCAUUUAAGCUAAAAAAAAAAUCAUAUAUUUCUAUUUUGUGUUUACAUUUGAAAUUUGUAAAAACUUCAACGUUUAUAUUUCAGAGCUUGACCCUGACGGUAAAUGUGUCUGUGAGGAACCAAAGGUUAAUAGGGAACAUCACCAACCACAAGUAAGGAAUCCCUGGAAUAGAACGAUUUAUAAAUUGCUAAAAAUAGAACUCUCAGUGUAUGAGUUUGGAGAGUAUGUCUUGUCUUCUCGGGAGGGUUAAGGGGGGGGGGGUAGUGUGGGGGUAGUGUGUACAGUGGCUUGUCCGUGAAUGUAAACACGUGAGCCUGGUUGUGUCAAAAAAACUUGUACAAGGGAAAAUUAUAAGUUCUUUUUUUUUAUUUUUACGAAGAUAACUUUGCUUCAACAACAACAACAAAAGUAUUUUAAAAAUUGUCCCGUGCAAAUCGUCGUAAGCACCUCUUGAUAUCAAUGAGUUUACGAUAAUAAACCGGUGACUACGCCAAAAUGCCGUAUUCAAGACGUGCGGUUAUCUAUCUGAGGAGGUACAACUUACCACAACAUGUAAGGUGCUUUUUUCUCUAUUACCAGAUCCGGUAUUUGUUAAGAACGAACAUUUAUUUCGUAACUAAGAUCGCACUUUUUAUAGUUUAUUUAAUUCUGCUGAUACGUCACACACACACACACACACACCAAUGUUCAUCGUUACCCAACUAAAUUUUAACCCUGGUUUGCCGACCAAAUCACUACCGUAGAUUGUAAUCUGGCAGAUCUAAAGAAAACCUACAUAUUCAAAGAUCCUAUGGAGCACUCAACAUUUUGCUCUGCUUAAACAACCUUUUCCGUCAUUUUUUAAAAUGUCUUUUAUUGUUGCUAAUUCAAAUUAAUCUAAAGAAUGGGAAAAUGUCGUUUAUUGUAGCAAAUUAAAUUAAUCUAAAGAAUGGGAAAAUGUAUUUUAUUGUUGCCCAAUCAAAUUAAUCUAAAGAAUGGGAACAUGUCUUUUAUUGUUGCCCAAUCAAAUUAAUCUAAGGAAUGGGAAGAUGUCGUUAAUUGUUGCCAAAUCAAAUUAAUCUAAAAAAUGGGAAAAUGUCGUUUAUUGCAGCAAAAUUAAAUUAAUCUAAAGAAUGGGAAAAUGUCGUUUAUUGUAGCAAAAUCAAAUUAAUCUAAAGAAUGGGAAAAUGUCUUUUAUUGUUGCCAAAUCAAAUUAAUCAAAUGAACGGGAAAAUGUCGUUUAUUGUUGCCAUAUCAAAUUGUUCUAAAGAAUGGGAAAAUGUCGUUUAUCUCUCUGCAGUCCGACUAUAGAGAAAUGGUACAUAUAAGUACCAUAGAUUUUGUGGGUGGGUUAUUUAUUUUUUAACUUUUUUUUUUAUUGAAAAAAAUUAUUUAUUAUAUUUUAAUAAUUUGUUUCAUUGGUUUAAGUAUUCGUAAAAAAAUUAAAAUUAUUACAAAAUUUGAAAUUACUAUUUUAAAAAAAUAUUUUUUGAAACUUAUUCAGCGCGGAAUAUCCCUUGAAAGCUUCGCAGAUUUCCAAAAAAACAAAAAAUAUAAGUCUCACAAAAAAAAUUAAAUAGUAGUAUGAAUAUUGUCAAAUGAUUUUAAUUUCCCGAUUUAUCAAGGAGUUAUUUGUUUGUCUAAAGCAAUGUAUCCAAAUGGAGACUCUAAUCAUGAAAUUUAUCACGAUUUGCAUAUAAAAGUACCGACUAAUGCUAUCGUAAACAAGUAAGCUUAAUUUUAAUUAUCAUUUCCCGACUUUAAAAUUAAUAAUAAAACAAUAAAGUGAUAAUUUUAUAAUUUUAAUUGGCUGAAGUAUAUAUUAUCCAUUUAUACUUACAUUGAUAUAUUCUAUUUGAAUUAUAUUGAGUUUCAAUAAUUAUAUAAUAAAUAAAUAGCGUCGCUAUGCGAAAUAAAUAUUUUAAAAAAUAGCGGAAAAUUUCGGUCGAUUGGAACUUGCGUAAUUAAAUAAAUUUAAAGUUAAGGACUUCUGAGUUAUUAACUAAAUAUAUUUCUUUAAAAUAUGUUACAGCCAAGAAUAAUCUUCUAAAUUUUCUAAUAUUGCAUAGUAGAAAUGUGUUUAAAUUUAAUUAUCAUUAUCGCUAGUCACUAGUAUUAGUAGAGACUACUGUCGGCAGAAUAAAAAAAAAAACAUUUAUGUUUUUAUUAAAAGCUCUCUAACUCUAUUGGGAAGGAGGAGAGAGAGACAAAAAUGCAGAUAUUGGAUCAAGAAGCCCUUAUUCCUUAUUGAUCCUAAAUAUUAAGCCUGGACUCCACCCUUUUACUGAGUUACAGAGUUACUGGAUGAAUAUCUUUGAAGAUUUUACCCUAAAAACAAGUGGUGGUAAGUUUUAAUCUAAUCACUUGGUAGCAAAAUGCAUAAAGAAUAAACUCACAAUAUUGUUAUAACAUAUGUUAUAAUGUAUUUUCUAUGUACAAUGGUUUACUUUUAUACUAAUUUAGGCACUUGGACUAGGAUUAAUGGUAUUUUCCCUUACUGAUAGCAUACCAUUACUGAUACCAUUAGUGUUAAUUUAUUUAUGAAUCAAUCAAUUUUUUUUUUUCCACAGGUUCUUUAUUGAGUGAAUAUUCUGUGGUGAAAAAUCUUACCUAAUCUUAUGUAGAAAUCAAGUCCAGGACAAGCUCUUAUUUAUCAAAUAUAAUUAUUAUAAUAAAACUGCAGACUGUUUUAAGAAAUAAUAUUUGUUCAGAGUCCAUAAAUAUAAUUAAGGAAUACUGUAGUUUAUCAGCCUGUGUUAUGUGAGGAUUAUAACAAAGAUAUAUAAAAAUGCCGGUACAUGGGAAAAAAUAGAUCACAUUAGUGAGGAAUGGAUUGUAUUUGACAUGUAUAUCAAAAUUAGCAUUAUUGUACUGAUACAUUUUAAUUUUUUUUAACUUUAACAUCAGCGAAUACCGCUAUUUUAAAAUUAUUAAAAAAAAAAUUGACUCUUGUUUUGAGUUAUUUAUAUAUUCAUCAAAUUUUACUUAGUCAUCUUUUACUCAAGAAUUAUUAAGAAAUAUAUUUAAUAUACAAAUCUAUAAGCUAUGAGACCCAUUUUUUUAAAUAUAUUACAUACAAAACAUAAUUUUCAUUAAAAGAAAAAUUAUAGUGCAUUUUUUAGGAAAAAAAGACAAAAUAUAGGUUUUGCUAAAAUGUUGACAACUUUUUGAUUGUUCAUAGAAUUUUUGUCAUGUUUGACUAUGAAUUGUAUAAGUUGAUGAAGUAUUUUAUUUAAAUAAAUUUUAAAUCUUUUAUAACAAGGAUUUUUUUUUUCCUUCAUACUGUGUAAAGAUUUGGUCAAAUUUUAGCAUAAAAUGAAAAAAAAUAAUUCUCCAAUAAUGUUUCAAUUAUUUUUAUAACUAAGAAAAUAAAAUAUACAAAAAAUAUCUUAUGAUAGCUGAGUCAAAGAUGAACAAGUUAAUAUAUUUAACUGAUCAGAUCAGAGCUAUUUCAGAUCAGUUAAUUAAUUAUUUUAAAAAAUCACAUUAAGAUUUUUAAGAAAUGUGAAAAAAACGUCAGACUGCAGAGAGUUAUUGUAGAAAUACCAAAUUAAUCUAAAAAAUCGGGGAAUGUCGAGAUAUUGUUAAUUAUACAUUUACAUACACAUACAACAUUUGAUAUUUCUUGAUUAAAACUAUGUGACGAUGCUUUGUGGCUUACAUAGCUUUCGAUCUACAAUAUUUGGUGAUUUAUGACUUACAUGGUAUUCCUUAUAAAACAUUUUUAUUAAUAUUAAUAUAUGACUUUAUUCACAGCUUCUCUGUCUCCCUUGUCAAAUCAGAAGUUGGGACAAUAGAUGUAAGUACUUGGGGAAAAUUUAAGAAGGUUACGUUUGGGAUGCUUUGGAUGAGUUAACACCAGGGACUUCGUCUGGGUAGAGUGGCGCCUCCAGUAAUAAGCAACGUAACAAGCCGACCAAGUUUUGGUUUUGCCCCCACCCCCCUGAAAAAAAUGAAAUGACGCCCCUGAUAAACAGACUGAGUGACGAGUACACAUACUGAGAUGCUUAAAAUAUGUGAUAACCGGAAUAAUUAACAUACGCAAAAAAAAAUUCAAUUUAACCGAAAUUUAAUUUUGAUAUUUUAUAAAUUGAAAAGAAUUCAUUUAAACGUGUUUCUUUUUCAUAAAUGAAGUGAACGACCAUUAUUUCGACUAAAUCUUGAACUUACAAUGAGUCAUUGCCCCACCCGAUCGGUGGUAUGGGAAAGGCGGUGCAAAGGGGGGGGGGCGAUCGACCCCGGACAAAACUUUUUUUAUUUAUUAUAUGGGGGGGGGGUGCAGAAUUUUCGUCGAAACGGACAGCGUAAACAAAGGGGCGGCAAUAACCCUUGCUAUCCCCACCCGAUCGGUGGUAUGGGAAAGGCGGUGCAAAGGGGGGGGGGGGCGAUCGACCCCGGACAAAACUUUUUUUAUUUAUUAUAUGGGGGGGGGUGCAGAAUUUUCGUCGAAACGGACAGCGUAAACAAAGGGGCGGCAAUAACCCUUGCUACGCCACUUCGUUUGAUUCACACAUGGGCCUUAAGUUACCCUACUGGUUGGCUUGUCGUGAUGUGUUUCAUUUCCGGGUGUACACUUAAGUCUUUGAAACUGUCUGGAAAACCCUAUCCACUCACUCACUCACUCACAAGCAUACACACACGCACGCAUGCAUACACACCUCAGAAAUGUGCAAGCUUGACUCUCCUUAUUGGGUCCAUUCAUGAACGAAAAAACUUUUUAUUAAGAGUACAUAGGGUUGGUGAAGAUCGUUUCCGCUUUCAUAUCAUGUGUUGUUGUUGUCAUGGUUUGGCUGAGUAAACAUGGAUCGGAUGACGUCACCUUGAAUGAAGAGGAAAUAAAUUAUUCAGAGUAAAAGUAUAAAUUUUAUUUUUAAAACUCUAUCAUUGGGUCUGUUAACCCUUCUUAACUUACUGGAAUCGAGUUUAUAAACAACAAACAUGAUUUUGGAAUCAACCCAACGUGAUUAAAAGUAGGCGGCAACCACGGGCGAGCUACUCUGUUUUACAAAAAAAAUUGAACGUAGCCCAUAGGGUUUGUAAUUUCUCGGACCGGAAAACGUCAUAGCGUUACUAUUUUUAGGACGUCGGACAACUAUUUCUUAAAACACGGCAGCUACUAGUGUGGUUCAGCAUAUCGUUCGGACGAUCCGUGUAUCUAGAGUCACUGUUACAUGUGCCGUACGCACAAUGAUGUCCGAUUGCACAAAAGAUAUAUCCUUGAAUAUAGCAAUAGAAGUAAAAACAAAAUUGUGUGAAAUAUUUUGUAAACAAAGUUUAGAUUUAAGUUAAUGGUCUCUUCGCUAACAGAGUAGUACUGAAAAGUGAUGACAUUUUGUCCAACCCGAGUACCCGGAUGAUGACAGCAGUUAUAUUAAAAGCAAUCCGCCACUGAAUGACAUUCCUUAUAGGUUAUGACUUUUCUUGUCCUCAACAAUUUCCAUGUUGCAUUUCUGUUUCACCUUUAGGUAGACCAAAUUCAACAAAUGUUGGAAGUCACCGUCAAUCAAUUCGUUAUCACCUACCUGAACGGUAAGCUUAUGAAUGUCGCCAUUUUGUCGUAAAAUGGUAUUUCUAUAUCAUAAAAUUCUAGCUUAAAAGUUGAAUUCUAAAUUCAGAUUCGUGUCAAUAAUUUGUGUAAAACAUUUUAACGAAAGUUGGGGAAAACAAAUUUAAGAAUAAACCCUUACAAUUUCCAUCACACUAACGUCUUCUUCUACGCUAAACUCUCAUCGGUGGACCAUUGGACGUCAUCAGAGUUGGGCAGUGAAGGCCUGGAGAUACCUCUGGUCAGUGAAGUCUUGUUCCAGAACUCGGUACUGACCCUGUCCAAUGUAAGUUCUGACAGUGCUUAUUUCAAUGCUAUAUUACGUUUAAAUUAGUCAUGACUCAAGUGUAACAAAAAAAUCCGCAACAUACUUUUAAGAGGUUUAAAAGUUGUAACAUUGAGCCAAACACUCAUUUCAUGUCACGUGCAACCACAGACAGUGGCCAGUUUAAUAUAACAUAAACUCAGAGGUUCCCAGAAUGUGAACGGCGGCUCCACCAAAAGACGCUUGUGAGGUUAAAACAUUAAUUUUAAUCUCUUAUAUUAAUGUUGCUUCUGGUGUGUCCUGCUUCCUUUCACAAUCACCCCCCCCCCACUGCACUUGUUUUAUAUUGAUAUUACUGAUUGAAAAAAAGGCUGUCACAUGGCUAGCUGUCAUGCGUGACGUGUGAACUCCUGUAAAAAGGUUGCAUUUUUUUCUUUAAAGGGAGUUGACUCUUAUAUAAAUCAAUAAAGAGUUACGGGUAUGGUGUAAAACUGUCUGUAGGAUAUUUUUUAAAGGCCUGCAGGUACGGCGUAGGACUGUCACAUGAAUAGUCUUCCAAGGCUGGCAUAUAUUAUAGAAAAUGAAAAGUUAAAAAUUUGGCUAACUCUUGAACCCACCGAGUAUGUUCUCAAAAUACCCGGACCCGGUGUAAAAAAACUGCAACCGGGUAAACCUUAGUAAUGUAAUAUCUCACGACGUCCAGCCGACUUGGUGCCAAUCAGCAACUCGCCUAUUAAAAAUUAUGUUUGUAGAGGCUGUCUGUCAACUAAGUUUAACCAUUGUUUAAAGUUUCCUUGAACUUAUUUAGUAACUUAGUGUUCGCAUAUAAAUAGAAGUGAUUUGUAUGCGGUUAUUGCAUAAAUUCGGUUUUUUGAGAUGAUAACAACUCAAUAUUUGUGUAAUAAAGUCAAUUAGAGUUAUUGACGAGUUUUCCUCUUUCGAUUUAAAAAAUAAAAUGAGUAAAACAGAAUAGGGUUAAACCUGAAAAAUUAACGCAACAAAACAGCGAACGUGUCGGCAGAAAGCCUUCGUCAGCGAACAAAACAACAGAAAAAACGGUUAAAAAAAUAAAAAUAAGAAAUAGCACUUAGCUGGUAAGUAGUAUCUGUGGGCAGCAAUAGAAGUGUGGAACCCUUAUUACCCCUUCGAUUUAAAAAAAAAUGAUCGGGUUUUUCUUUGACUAAAUAAUGAGAGUGGAAAUAAAAAUAUCAAAAUUUUGCAGUAUACGUAUUAGAAUUUAACAUGGGCGCCUUUGGGGAAAAACUGGAUAUUGCAAGGGCGCCGUGGUUCAAAACAGUUUGGGAACCUCUCUCAUAUACAUUACCUAAAUGUGACACGACUUCUUAUGGAUUAUGUUGUUUUUAUUUAAAAUUAAAUAACAUCGUCCAUGGCCUUGCUAUCUUCCAUAGCACUACAAGGUUUAUAUUUCAUAGCACUACAAUAUUUAUUCUUCAUAGCACUACAAGGUUUAUAUUUCAUAGCACUGCAAUGUUUAUAUUUCAUAGCACUACAGGAUUUACUCACUAAUCUUUUGAUAAUAAGUUUUCUAUGAUCAGAUUUCCUACAAAAUAUCAUAGUAUAUAAUUAUACAACCUUAAGUAAAGGGUUUGCUGGGCGUAAUGCACAAAUAUUUAGAAGGUUUGUCCUGAGUUUUGUAAGUGCCUAAAACCGGAACUAGUGAAACUUUAAACCGUAGCACUCUCUCGUUCACUCAGUGUUUCACAACAUGGCGGCUCGGAACAAAAAAAGGGGGGGGGGGUCUUAUUUUAUAUAUAUAUAUAUAUAUAUAUAUAUAUAUAUAUAUAUAUAUAUAUAUAUAUAUAUACAUAUAUAUUUAUAAAUUGUGGAAAGGUUUUGAGGGGGUGUGAAUAAGUAUCUGAGAUGGGAUGUGUAUUUACAUAUUUUUUUUUAAGUUGUGGGGAUACUGUUAGACAGGACAGUUCUUAAUGUUAACCACCGCUUUUGUUUAUCGUUCAUAACAGUUUUAAAAACUGCAUAUCCCACAAUGCCUUCUUGUAAGUUUUCAGUUUUAUCCGACAACGUUGAAUAUUGUGGCCUAAAAUGGCUGCACAUUUUAAUUACAAACUUUCCGUUGGAGACCUCUUUAGUCUUUUUUUUUUUUUCUUAAAGAACUUCCACAACAGGCUUAGACAAAUUGUGUAUGUGGGGAGGGGGGAGGAGGAUAAAUAUUUGCAAGUGCUCUGGUGAGGAGUGGGACCAAGAAAAAUUGAGAACCACUUCUUUAACGACUUAACUUGGUUUUUUUUUUUUUUACAUAUCACAUGACACAGGGAGUCGUUGUCAUCGGCACUGAUGUCAUCUACCACCAUGGAUAAAACAACAAAAACAUCUUCAACGGAUUUCAAGCUGACAGCUCGUAGCCCCAUUUCCUGACCACUAUGUCAAUGACGUGUCACAGCCUGGACAGAAUAGUCUUGUAUAAAACUAAUUAUAAGAUGCUCACAAUAUGCUAUUACAUUUAUAAUCUCUUGUAUACAUUUUUUUUCUUGUGGUGUGGCAGCUUCCUUUUCACAACAGGCCCUUCCCCUUCUCAGCAAGUUUUAUAUCAAUGAUACUUAGGGGUUGUUUUUGCUUGGUUUUUUUUUGGUUGGGGGGGGUGGUUGUCAUCAAGCAGCAAGAGCCAUACUUGGAGAUUAAAUUCAGAGAUCGGAAGACUCAGGCCCUUCCCCUUCUCAGCAAGUUUUAUAUCAAUGAUACUUAGGGGUUGUUUUUGCUUGGUUUUUUUUUGGUUGGGGGGGGGGGGUUGUCAUCAAGCAGCAAGAGCCAUACUUGGAGAUUAAAUUCAGGUAAGAAGACAGAAUUUUUUUUAAGGCGACUGUUAUUUUAAUCAACAAAGUACCAUGAGAAGAAUCCAGCAGUGUCUGUAGGGCUGUCUGUAUGAUUAAUGUUUAAAGAAAAUGAGAAGCUAAGUAGUUUUUUUUUUUGUGUAACAUUUGGACACACCACUUGGACCCACCACUUGUACCCACCACUUGGACCCACCACUUGGACCCACCACUUGGACCCACCACUUGGACCCACCACUUGGACCCACCACUUGGACCCACCACUUGGACCCACCACUUGGACCCACCAAUUGUACCCACCACUUGGACCACCACUUGGACCCACCAAUUGGACCCACCACUUGGACCCACCACUUGGACCCACCGGUGUAAAAAAAACAACAACUGCCCCCGCUUAAGCCCUAGUAUGGAUUGUUUGAAAGCAUUUCACAGUGUCGUACAAAUGUGUGCUCAGUUGUUAAGAGUAUCCGACAAACAAGUAGUCGUCUGGUGUGUUGUGAAAUAAUUAUAUUAUUGAUAUUAGGUUGGAACAAAAAGUCAUUCGAUAUUUCUAUUUUACAAGUUAAUUUCCUUUUAUUGGAGAGUAUCAAGUCGUUCUGAGUUAUACGAUAAAAGCAUGAAUUACGUAAUAAAGUUUUG